Messenger RNA from Talaromyces proteolyticus, 2504 nucleotides. RefSeq names its product chromatin remodelling complex Rsc7/Swp82 subunit-domain-containing protein. Bases 353 to 2443 code for a protein of 696 amino acids. Gene Ontology annotation, molecular function: chromatin DNA binding. NCBI's taxonomy places the organism in Eukaryota, Fungi, Ascomycota, Eurotiomycetes, Eurotiales, Trichocomaceae. The record is from RefSeq and is a predicted model, not a curated record. Gene Ontology annotation, cellular component: nucleus. The transcript has 3 exons.
GCGCCUCACUGUGGCUGUGCCGCUCGCCACACUUCAACCCGGCCGCCCCUCUUUUCCUGGCCCGUCCUGGAAAGCCGUGAAGGUUAACGCAACCGCGCAAGCUAUCAUUGUUGCCAACCGCGGUCUUGCCUGUUCGCUCCCAAACUGGCCAUCAGCCUGCAUACGACUCCGAUUGCCUGCAUCACCAAACGCCGCUGCCAUCUUACUCUCCCAGUCCCCGUCUCCCAUUCCCACUGUCCGCCGUCGCCUGCGCCGCUGUUUGGCCCUUCGCCCAACCGCGUCGCUCAACGCACGCGAGACCCCCCGGUCUUGUUCGAAACGUGAUUGUUGAUUCCCCUUAAAUAAUAUCAUUAUGUAUAGCGCUCCGCAUCCCGUGUCCGCUCCGAUCAAUGGCAUUGCUGGCGAGAUCAUAGAUGGCUCGGGGACCAUCAACCCUGCCGCGCUAAAUUCUGCUGCCUCGCAUCCUGGUGCUGCAGUUGCCCAAGCGAACACAAGCCCCCGUGGAAUCAAGCGAAGUCGCUCGCCAGAUCAGUAUGGCGAUGUCGGAGGAGAAGGCGAUCAUGAAGACGAUGAGCACAAUCGUCGCAAACGCGGCCGACCACCAAAGUACCCUCGUGCGCCCAACACCGCUACCCCUUCCGCUCCAUAUAUGACUAACCAGCAAAUAUCAGCCACACAUGGGCAAGUGCAAACCCCACGCAUGCAGCCGCACAAUAUUCCAAAUCAGAACCCGAUUUCCCCACCGCAAGCAUCACCGCCUCCGAAAACCACCCCUACCAAAACCCUGGUGAAAGCCUUACCGACAGUGCGUGAUCAUACCACAGACACACUGAAUGACGUUCAAGACGAAUACCUCCCCAAAGAAUGGGACGAUGCCGGUGAAAAAAAAGUCGAUCAGUUGGGUUAUCUUCAAGAUGCGCGCGAGUACAAGUGUCGUACUUUCCGCGUGCCGGGCCGUGGUGAAAAGCUGUUCAUGUUGGCAACCGAAUGUGCUCGUGUACUCGGAUAUCGCGAUUCCUAUCUCCUUUUCAACAAGAACAGAUCUUUAUAUAAGAUCAUCGCCAGUCAACCUGAGAAAGAUGACCUCAUACAACAAGAUAUCUUACCCUACUCUUAUCGCUCGCGUCAAAUAGCCAUCGUUACCGCAAGAUCAAUGUUCCGUCAGUUCGGCAGCCGUGUGAUCGUGAAUGGCAGACGUGUUCGUGACGAUUAUUGGGAGAGCAAGGCAAGGAAACAGGGCUUUACUGAGGAGGAUUUAGCUGGUGAGAAACGCCCUGGGGCGGCGAAAGCCCGGGAUGCUGCUGCUGCAGAAGCUGCCGCCAAUGCAGGCAUUCUUCCAGGAAUUAGUCAAAGCGACAUUGUUUACAGCAGUGCAAUUGAAGGCAUGCCGCAUCUCCCUCCCGGUAUGAACAGCCAAGCGGCGUCGUUGGCCCCUCUUCCUAUGAUACAUUUGGCGCCCACAACAGAUGAUCCACGACUUCGAGAGUAUAGCUCCAUGCCCCGUCCAAGACAAGAAUUGACUGGCCAAGCCUAUCAAGAUCGUUCUCAGACCACCAAUGCCGCGGAAAUCGCCAAUCAAGCGACCCACACAGCAGAGUUCAACAAGAUAUUAAACUCCCAGCGGGCAUUCAGGCAGAAAGGAUUAGAGGAAUUUUACACAACCCCACGAGAAGUCCCAACAUCGUCACCCGGUCAUAGCGAUGCUGGUGCACCAGUUUCCCAAGCCUUACAAUCUCCGCAAAUGGCAUCCUCCGCUGGAAUGAUGAAUCAAGUUCAUCAACAGCAUCGUGGUGUACUUGCUCAGCAGCCCCAAAUUAUGGCGCAGUCACAGGGUACUUAUGUGCAACAAGCACAACCGGGUCAUAUCGCCCAGUCACCACUCCCAAAUACUCCGCAGGGUAUGCGACCGGACGCAUUGCAUUCGCGGGCAACAAACCCAGCAUUAUCAGCUACAUCGCAGACACCCCAGUAUGGAUAUCAGUCACAACCGCAACAAAUGUGGGGUCAUCCUCCUCCACAACCACAGCCAUCUCUGUCCGCGUCUCCGCAUAUGGGAAUGCCUCAAUAUGCCACGCAAAUGCCCCAGCAGAGCCCAUCACCCCUACCACAUGGUCAACAACCGCACCCUUCACAAUCCCCACAUAAUCAAGCUCGGCCGACGCAAGCGAUUCCACAAGGCCUACAGAUGCCUCCACAGGUGCCACAAGGUAUGCCUGCAAUGGGCUACCAGGGGGUUGCAUUCACCAAUGUCGCCAACCCGAGAGCCAUGUAUGCACCAUCACAAAACCCUGGCCAGCAAUUCCUGCCGGGACAGGGUAUGGCUAUGGGUAUGGGGUCUGGUGUUGGAAUGCCAGGUUGGCCUUCACCAGCUGGCAUGCAGCCUGGACAACCGCAGCAAGGGCAGUCAGGAAGUCCCUUAGGUGGGGGAUGGUCAGGAUAUUGAUUUUCACAGCUUCCAAGCAUUGCGCUAUUCGGUUUCAGUCAUGAGUUUUACGCAAUGAGCA